UUUGCUAGGAUUGCUGCUGCGCUGGGGGCGCAAAGUUUGCUGCCCGUUGGUGGGGUCUCUGGAGGCCGCCGCGUCGGCCGCAAGUGGCGGAAAACGGGGGGCGGGGGGCGGCGCGGGGCGCGGAGGCCGCGCCGAGCCGGGCGCCUGCGCUGGGACACCCGGCUGCCCUCCUUCCCGGCUCGGGCAGCGCCCUGCGUGCCAGCGGCGGGGCCGCGGUGGGAGAGCCGGAGGGAGCGGGCCGGAAUGCGGGGCGUUUCGGGAGGAGGAUUCACCCCGCGCGCCUGCAGCUCGCGCCUUGGCUUCGCGGGGGAGCCCAGAGGAGAGGCUGCGAAGGAGCGACCUGCCACCCUCGGGGUUCGCGAGUGCGGCGCACGGACACCUGGAACGCCCUGAGCCCCACACCCCGCACGGGUGUCCACGAGCAGUGGGCGGCCCGCGCGCCACCAGGGCUCGGCCCUGCGCCUUAGAUAAGAAGGCCCCUGCCCGGGGCUGUGAGCUCCCGCCCCUGCCCUCUGGCUCGGGUCAACUUCUCUGGGCUGAAGAGAGCCCCUCUCCCCGCUCCCCGCGGCUCUCGAUGCGGGGGACCGCGGUGGCCCCCGGGGCCGAAUCGGCCAAACCGCGGAGGCUCAGCUGGUGUCAGGGGUGAAGCCCCGCCGGGAGCGGAGGAAGGUCUGGAAGCGACCUCUGUACCCAGAGGCUCUCCGUGGUUCCGACGGCCGACAUCAUCCCUGGGCAAAAGGGGGGACCUGCGGACCCCUAACAUUUGGGGCUAAUCGUCCUCAGACCCCCUCGCCCUGGGCUCCUCUCGAGCUCAGCAGACAGUGGGGGCACCCGACCAAAUCCUAGCCGCCGCCCUGCCCGUGGGGAACCUCGUGGUUUCUGGCAGGUCGUGCCCACGGGUGUAUUUAGAACCGGGGGUCCCUCGAGGGACGUGGGCUCAGUAUAAGCCGCGUCUAUGCAGGUACGUGUAGCUGAUGGUGCCUGAGAUUCUGACACUCCUGUCUGUCUGCUCUGGGAAGGAAACCCGGGGUUCCUCAGCUCAAGGCUGGGCCUUUUUGGAAAGAGCACGGGCUCGUUAUUCCUGUAUUACCUAGGGGGCAAAGAUGGCCCAGAAAGUACCCGGGUUCCGGCAGACAGGUUGUCAGCGGGGUGUCAGGGGUGUGCCCGCAGCUGGAGACAGACGGGCUAACGUGGCCUCCGUGGGGCUGCGUGAGCGGCCCGCAAGGUCGCGCGAUUCCUCCGGCAGCCCCAAGCUACCCCAAACGGGGGCGGGGCGGCCCCUCACGCAGCCUGGGCUGGGCCUGGGGCAGGAAGAGGAGGAUCAAGGUGCAGGGCCCUGAGAAAGCGCCGCCGGUGAGCGGGAUUUCAAGAUCAUGGAAAGAAGGUGGCCCGCGAGAAACGGGCGGGCGGGCGGGAACUGGGAGUGUCUAUUUACGCACUAAGGCUGGAAAGGAAAACCGGAGAACGUAGCAGCGAUGGUCACGGCAGCCCCUGAAACCUCUUCCCGAGAGGCCCCCACGGACCGGCUGUGCCCACCCGGCUCCGAGGGUGAGCACGUGUACUCAGCGCCUAGAAGCCGGCGGCCCCGGAGCAGUGGCCGCGCCACGCCGUCCCCCUCGCGCAGGACCCCGCCGGCCCCGCCCGUCGACCCCGGGCCGCGCCCGCCAUGUCCUACCCGCAGUUUGGGUACCCCUACUCCUCGGCACCCCAGUUCCUGAUGACCACCAACUCCCUGAGCACGUGCUGCGAAUCCGGUGGCCGCACGCUGGCCGACUCCAGGCCGGCUGCCUCAGCCCAGGCGCCCGUCUACUGCCCGGUCUACGAGAGCCGGCUGCUGGCCACCGCGCGCCACGAGCUGAACUCAGCGGCGGCGCUUGGCGUCUAUGGGGGCCCCUACGGCGGCUCGCAGGGCUACGGCAACUACGUUACCUACGGUUCUGAGGCGUCUGCCUUUUACUCGCUGAACAGCUUCGACUCCAAGGACGCACCGGGAUCUGCGCAUGCGGGCCUCGCUCCGGCAGCGGCCACAGCCUACUACCCCUACGAGCCGGCGUUGGGCCAGUACCCCUACGACAGGUACGGGACCAUGGACAGCGGCACGCGGCGGAAGAACGCCACGCGCGAGACCACCAGCACCCUCAAGGCCUGGCUGCAGGAGCACCGCAAGAACCCCUACCCCACCAAGGGCGAGAAGAUCAUGCUGGCCAUCAUCACCAAGAUGACCCUCACGCAGGUCUCCACCUGGUUCGCCAACGCGCGCCGGCGCCUCAAGAAGGAGAACAAGAUGACGUGGCCGCCGAGGAACAAGUGCGCGGAGGAGAAGCGGCCCUACGCGGAGGGCGAGGAGGAAGAGGGGGGCGAGGAGGAAGCCAGGGCGCAGCCCCUCAAGAGCACCAAAGGUGCAGAGCCCACAGACAAAGAGAAGGAUCUGGAGCUCAGCGACUUGGAGGACUUCGACCCCCUGGAGGGGGAGCCCCCAGAGUGCGAGCUGAAGCGGCCCUUCCAACCCCUGGAUGGAGGCCUGGAUCGAGUCCCCGCCGUGCCAGACGGCCCCAGCGCCCCAGGGAAGGAGGCUCCAGGCGCCCUCCGGAUGCCCCUGGCCGCCGGGGGUGGGGCCACUCUGGACCAGGACCUGGAGAGGGCCCGGAGCUGCCUCCGGAGCACGGCGGCUCGGCCGGAGCACCAGGCGGGCGCGGGCGCGGGGGUUGGCCCGCAGGCCUGCGAGCCCAAGCUGGGCUUUGCUCCAGCGGGGGCGUCGGCGGGCCUCGAGGCCAAGCCGCGCAUCUGGUCCCUGGCACACACGGCCACCGCGGCCGCCGCCACCGCCCUCGGCCAGACUGAGUUUCCCUCGUGCAUGCUCAAGCGCCGUGGCCCCGCUGGCCCUGCGGCCCCCUCCUCGGCGCCCGCCUCCUCCUCGCCUGCGACCCCGGCUCCCGCCGGUGCCCUGGACAGGCACCAGGACUCCCCGGUGACCAGUCUCAGAAACUGGGUGGACGGGGUCUUCCACGACCCCAUCCUCAGACACAGCACUUUGAACCAGGCCUGGGCCAGCGCCAAGGGCGCCCUCCUGGACCCGGGGCCGCUGGGCCGCUCGCUGGCGGGGGGCGCCAACGUGCUGACGACGCCCCUGGCGCGCUCCUUCCCGCCCGCCGCGCCCCAAGACGCCCCCGCCUCCGGCGCCGCCAAGGAGCUGCUGGCCACGCCCAAGGCCGGCGGCAAGCCCUUCUGCGCCUAGCUGGCCGCCUGCCUGGGCGAGGAGGCAGCCGGCGCCCGGGCUGCAGGCUCCAACUCUUUUUCUACCGAGUUUCCAAAGUGAGGCAAGAGCUCGGCAAAGCUCAGGUCGCCAACCCACCCUGGAGGGAGGAUCUGAACUCGGGCUCCCGGGGCCACGGACAAGCCCCCGGAGCGCCCGGACAGGAGUCCGCCCGGCCGUGCCAAACUCGGGGACCGAGCAGGAUAGGGCUGCUGUCAGAGCAGCAGGGAAACACCCUGAAGCAAAAAGUUUACGUGCAAAAGUUUACACACAGAAGACGUUUCCGUUCCGAGGCCCGUCUGUGUACCUGUCUGCUUUGGGUUGAGGCUUUGCCGCCGUUCCUCGUGAAGACUCCUCAGCCUGCUGGCCUUCCGAUUCCAUCCUCCGCGCGUACUUUUCACCAACAACACUGCCACCGAGUCUACACUAUUGCACACUCUUAACUCGAUAAAAUUAUGUUUUUUUAAUGUAUGUUCACACCGAUAAUUGCCUGCUUCAGAGGCUAAUAUAACAAAACCAAUAAAACCGAGUGAUGGUGUUUGCAUUGCAAAA
Aethalodelphis obliquidens (Pacific white-sided dolphin) is the source of this 3805-nucleotide messenger RNA. RefSeq names its product iroquois homeobox 4 (gene IRX4). Gene Ontology annotation, molecular function: RNA polymerase II cis-regulatory region sequence-specific DNA binding; DNA-binding transcription factor activity, RNA polymerase II-specific. The transcript has 6 exons. NCBI's taxonomy places the organism in Eukaryota, Metazoa, Chordata, Mammalia, Artiodactyla, Delphinidae. The record is from RefSeq and is a predicted model, not a curated record. Gene Ontology annotation, cellular component: nucleus. Gene Ontology annotation, biological process: cell development; neuron differentiation; regulation of transcription by RNA polymerase II. Bases 1667 to 3235 code for a protein of 522 amino acids.